AUGGACGGUAUAGAAGAUACAGUUGUAACACUGAUAAAUUCAACUAAUUCAAAUAUGAACAUGUCUGAUAAGUAUAACUCAAUUCUUCCAGUUGCUUCAGUAACGAGUACAACAUAUUGUAAUCAAAAGAGCGUCGCUGAUCAAUACACACUAAACAGAGAGCAAAAAGCUGCAUUCAUGAUAAUCACAAGUCACCUUGAUGGCGACCAACCGUCACACGCAGGAGAUAACAAUGGUCAACUCAUCAUGUGUAUACCCCGGUGUGGUGGUACAGGAAAAUCACAACUUAUUCGUGCUGUGACUGAAUAUUUUCAUGUUACAAACAGAAUACAAAAGAUGCGAAAGCUAGCACUCUCUGGAAUUGCAACUGCUGAGAUUGGUGGCAUGACUAUCCAUUCAUUUUUAGGCGAACAACGCAAUUCAGGAAAGCCACGAACUAUUAAACCAGGCGAUUUAAAACUGGAAAACGAAUGGACACUUGUAGAGUAUCUCUUGAUUGAUGAAAUGAGUAUGGUUGGUUUGACUUUACUCGGAAAACUCAAUCGAAUCCUUUGUGCCGCUAAACAUGCCGAUCCGCAAAUUCCAUUCGGUGGUAUAAACGUGAUAUUCUUUGGUGAUUAUUUACAGUACCAGCCAGUAUACGAUGCUCCGUUACACACUGACUUUUCAUCGAAAAACAAAAAGAAAUCCAGCAACGUGUCACACGUUCUUUAA
Messenger RNA from Adineta ricciae, 714 nucleotides. The record is from the annotation of a GenBank genome assembly. Lineage: Eukaryota; Metazoa; Rotifera; Eurotatoria; Adinetida; Adinetidae.